Gilbertella persicaria is the source of this 801-nucleotide messenger RNA. Its product is annotated as Alpha/Beta hydrolase protein. The coding region runs from base 1 to 801 and encodes 266 amino acids. Gene Ontology annotation, molecular function: triacylglycerol lipase activity. The transcript has 2 exons. The record is from RefSeq and is a predicted model, not a curated record. NCBI's taxonomy places the organism in Eukaryota, Fungi, Mucoromycota, Mucoromycetes, Mucorales, Choanephoraceae.
AUGCCUGUGGCACCUCAUUAUGUCCCACCGCGAGCACCUAUUGUCUUGUGCCAUGGGCUUUAUGGAUUUGAUAAAAUUGGGCCAGAUGCAUUACCUUUGUUUCAGAUCCAGUAUUGGGGAGGCAUUGAGAACGAGUUGGCCAAGUUAGGUGCUAAAGUGAUUGUGACAAAAGUACCAGCUACAGGCAGUAUUUGGGUGAGAGCACAAACAUUGAAUUCUAUUCUGACAUCAAUCAUGGAAGGUCAAGAUGUGAAUUUUGUAGCUCAUUCAAUGGGAGGACUGGAUUGUCGCUAUCUUAUUUCACAUAUACCAAAUCGACACUACAAAGUCAAUUCAUUAACUACCAUAUCAACACCUCACCGUGGAUCCCCUGUGAUGGACUGGUUUCGAGAUCAUGUAGGUGUAGGGAUGGCUGGUGCAUUGGCGGCUGCAUUUGAGAAAUACGAAUCUGUUCCUCCUGCUCUUCUUUCACCAUUAACACAGAAACAAACGAGCUGGUCUCUUUUACCGAGUAUGAAGCAAUUCAUUCGAUUGUUAGACACAGAAGCCUAUCAUAACCUGAGCACAGACUACUGCAAAAAUUACUUUAAUCCAAAUACCCCUAAUGAUCCUCAUGUUGCUUAUUAUUCUUAUGGUGCAAAAGCCACAUUUCCUUCUUGGUCUGUCUUUAAUCUAUCUUCACAAUGGAUUAAAGAAAAAGAAGGUAUUAAUGAUGGACUGGUGAGUGUAGAAAGUGCUCAAUGGGGUACGUAUAUCAAGACAUUAGAAGCAGAUCACUGGGAUCUUAAUGGACAAAGGUAA